AUGAACUAGAGAAUUUUUCUUCAAAAAUUUAUCAAUAUGAAAGUGAAAAUUGCUGUUUUAGGAGCUGGAGCAAAUGGACUAGCUUCUGCGGUCAAAAUUCAGGAGGCUUACAAACAUGCAGAGGUGGUGAUAGUUUCUAAUGAGUUCUCCCCAGACACGACGGCUGAUGGGUCUGGAGGAUUAUGGUACCCGUAUCUUUGCGGAUCUACUUCAGAAAACUUAUUAGCAAAAUGGGGAGCUGAAACUUAUAACUUUCUGCAUGAAAUCUGGUUUGAAGGAGGAAAUAACGUUUGCUUGAUACCAUUCUAUGAAUUCUAUCGGGACAUCCAAUAUCAACAACCUCCAAAAUGGCUUAAUUCGGUGUUUGGUUACCACCAACUUAAUGAAACUCAGUUAAAUUACUAUAGCAAAUUGUACAAUGUAGAGUUCAGAUCAGGGAUGACAUUUCUUACCUUCGUGCUCCAUCCUUCUUCACUCCUAAAGUAUUUUACUGAAAGAUUCAAAUGCGCGAAUGGGAAAAUCUUACGGGCCGAAAUUACCUCCUUGGAUGAUCCCUUACUUACCGAUUUCGACGUGGUAGUGAACUGCACUGGCCUAGGGGCUAGGAAUUUGGUACCAGAUAGUUCAGUAUUCCCUAUAAGGGGACAGAUUUCAAAGGUGAUAGCACCAUGGGUCAACGCGGUCAUUGUUGAAGAUGGCGGAAACUACAUCAUUCCAAAUACGGAAACCUGUGUGCUGGGCGGGACGCACCAGGAGCAUGACUACAACACUAAAAUAAAUGAUACGGACACCGACUUCAUUCAUAACGGUUGCAGGACGAUCAUCCCUGGACUAGAGCACGCAAAACUGGUCCGGCAAUGGGUAGGUCUCAGGCCCGGGAGGCAUGAAAUCAGACUGGACCACGAAGUAAGAAAUGGAAAGCUCGUCAUACAUAACUACGGCCACGGUGGAAGCGGCUUGACCUUGUUCUGGGGGUGUGCUCAGGAGGUGGUGGAUAUAUUGAAGAAUAAAACGCCGAUUGAGAUUAAACAUUCAAAACUUUAAUGAGUACUUAUCAAUGUGUUAAUAUAAAGAUGUUAAUAAUAAACGUCAUUUAAUUUAGC
Molecule: messenger RNA, 1103 nt
Organism: Ostrinia nubilalis (European corn borer)
Lineage: Eukaryota; Metazoa; Arthropoda; Insecta; Lepidoptera; Crambidae
Gene: Daao2
Product: D-amino-acid oxidase
Exons: 8
Coding region: 37-1044 (335 amino acids)
Biological process (GO): D-amino acid catabolic process
Cellular component (GO): cytoplasm
Molecular function (GO): D-amino-acid oxidase activity; FAD binding
Source: RefSeq, a predicted model, not a curated record